AUGGCGUCUCGAGCUGCCCAAAUAGCUGGUCAUUUGAACUACCCUAAAGGACUUCUUGCUGGUCAAGUAGCUAUUAUUACAGGCUCCGGGCAAGGCAUCGGCGCAGAAGCCGCUCGUUUAUUUGCAAACGAGGGUGCUAAGGUCGUUGUUUCUGAUAUCGAUGGCGCAAAAGCAAAGAGCGUCGCAGACGCAAUCAAUCAGAAUGGCGGCAGUGCUAUUGCUGUAGCAGGAGACAUGCUUGACUCCGAAUAUCUAAAGGAGUUGGUCAAGAAGGCCGCCGCAUUUGGGAACGGGAAAAUCCAUAUCAUAGUCAAUAACGCAGGCUAUACUUGGGAUGGUGUGAUACAUAAAAUGACCGACAAGCAAUGGGACAACAUCAUCGCACUCCACAACACUGCGCCAUUCAAACUUGUCCGAGAAGCAGCUCCCUUCUUCCGAGUCACUGACGGCGAGCCGCGGUCGAUAGUCAACAUUUCUUCCACCUCUGGUGUCCACGGGAACGCAGGGCAAGCGAAUUAUGGUUUGGCGAAAUCAGGAAUCAACGGUUUAACUAAGGUCAUAGCGAAGGAAUGGGGUCCAAAGUUUGGAGUCCGCUGCAACUCAAUUGCUUUCGGUCAUAUACUGACUCGGUUAACCGCUGCUAAAGAGGAAGGUGCUUUUGUCACCACCCCUGACGGAGAAAAGAUUGCCUUGGGUAUACCGACUGGGCAGGGUGCCAAAUCUGAGAAUGCGAAUUUGGAUAUUCCACUGCGAAGAGCAGGUACAGCAACAGAAGCGGCUAGCAGCAUUUUAGCUCUUGCAAGUCCUCUGUGCAGCUAUAUCACUGGACAAGUAAUAAUGGUAACGGGUGGGCGAAACAUGUGGCAGAUUUGCAGAUUUCGUUUCUAUUUACUGUUCAGACACACUCGUAUUUGGGUCGACCGGAGAAAUUUGACUACAAAUUGCGAGUACUUUGGUAUCAGGUACAUUAAAGCCGAGGGAAAGAGACUUCAGAAGUUCAGUGCCUAUCCAAAGGAUGUUUGUGCAUUUUGA
Molecule: messenger RNA, 1032 nt
Organism: Glarea lozoyensis ATCC 20868
Lineage: Eukaryota; Fungi; Ascomycota; Leotiomycetes; Helotiales; Helotiaceae
Product: NAD(P)-binding Rossmann-fold containing protein
Exons: 8
Coding region: 1-1032 (343 amino acids)
Source: RefSeq, a predicted model, not a curated record